Rubroshorea leprosula is the source of this 277-nucleotide messenger RNA. The record is from the annotation of a GenBank genome assembly. Lineage: Eukaryota; Viridiplantae; Streptophyta; Magnoliopsida; Malvales; Dipterocarpaceae.
CUCAAUCGUCACCUUUCUUCAAUUAUGCUCCGUAACAAAGGACUGGAGAAAACAAAAUAUCCAGAUUUGAGGAAGAAUACUGUUGGCCAGUACAAGAGCCACAAUGCUUUCACUCUUCCAGGACUCUAUCAGGUGGUUCAUGGCAUUGAUGUUUUAAUCUGAAAUUCAAUAUUGUUCCUCCUGGGGAAGAAAUGUGCGUAUCUUUCCCAUUUUCUAAGAAGCAAAAAGGACGUACAAGGUACAACUUUACAUGGUUCGAUAAAAGAAUUCCGUACAA